This is a messenger RNA of Glarea lozoyensis ATCC 20868, 1845 nucleotides long. RefSeq lists its product as uncharacterized. Lineage: Eukaryota; Fungi; Ascomycota; Leotiomycetes; Helotiales; Helotiaceae. The record is from RefSeq and is a predicted model, not a curated record. Bases 1 to 1845 code for a protein of 614 amino acids. The transcript has a single exon.
AUGGCAACCGCUCUUGAUCCUGUAUCUGCGACCGCGACAUACACAAGGUUGCACAUAACACCUCUGGACCCCAGCCUUCUGCGAGCUAUCCUCCCACCAUCGGUCCUCCCCAGCGCGCGGAAUAUUUCCUACCACACGAUUGCGACUUUUCCUGAGAAAGGCUACGGAUUCUUGGAUCUGCCAGUCAUGGACGCCGAGAAAGUUAAGAAGAAGCUCAAUGGAGCGAUUCUAAAGGGGAGCAAGAUCCGAAUUGAAAAGGCCAGGCCGGAAAAGAAGCUGGACGUCGCAGUCGAGGAGGAGCCCGAAGCGCCCAAGAAGCAAAAGAAACAUUCGAAGAAGAGGAAGAGGACCGAUGAUGCGAUACCCGGGGCUGAGAUUGGGGAGAGAUCGGUGAAGAGAGGCUGGACAACGCCAGUUGCGACAAAGUUGAAGGAUAAGGAGGUGGACAAGAAGAAAAUAAAGUCGAAAUAUACUACGGGGCCGGAAUGCCUUUUCAAGACGGUUGUACCACCCAAUGUUGCGUCUGUGUCGAAGAUUACAGAGAAGCCGGACAAGAAGAAGAGAGGAAAGCCCGGGAAAGAGACAGUGGUUCACGAAUUCUCAAAGACGACAAAAUAUCCUACAUUUUUGAAGACGACAUCAAGUGGUAAAAAGGCGGUAUCAGCAGAGUUUGUAGAGGGCGAAGGGUGGGUUGACGAGGAGGGCAAUGUGGUGGAUGAGGUGGUCAAGACGACGAAGAAGGUUGUGAGUUUGGAUAAACCGAAGAGGAAAAGGAAAGAGGCUACACCAGAGCCGGUCAUUGAGGAGGAAAGCAGUUCGGAUGAAAGCUCUAGUUCUGAGGACAGCUCUGAGAAAGAGGAAGUAGAAAGCGAGAAAGUGGCAUCACCGUCAGUAAUAGAGAAGAAGGAUAGCACUUCCAGCGAAAGCUCUAGCGACGAAGACAGUUCUUUGGAAGAGGAACCAGAAUCUGAGCCAUCGGCAUCAGCGCCGGGGUUAGAGAAGGAGGAUAGCCCUUCUGGUGAAAGCUCAAGUGACGGUGAUAGCUCAGAAGAUGAAGCGGAGGCCCAAACUGCUGCGCCAGCCGUCACGUCAAUACUCAAAGCAACACCUCCCACAAUACCCGACACCACAAAGAAAGAAGCAGAGUCGCCGACGUCAAGCUCGUCUGAUUCCGAGAGCGACUCAGAUGAUUCUACUGACUCUUCUUCCGAUGACGAUGAAGCUGACAAAGAUAUUUCAAUGUCCAUCCCCGAAAGUGCGACAGAUUCCCGUCCAAUAUCCCGUCCCCAAUCAUCUUCUGGCCCACCGAUAAACCUUUCAAUCAAAAUCCCUGCACCACCAACAACAACAGAAAUACACCCCCUCGAGGCUCUUUACAAACGUCAGAAAACGGGCACAGAAACCGCACCAAAACCAGCUACAGAAUCAUUCUCUUUCUUUGGCACAGACGACGCCCAGAAUGAGUCUGAAGCCGAAGAAGCCACUGAUCAAGUUCCUCUAACCCCAUACACCCAGCGAGAUUUCGAAUACCGCGGUUUAAGAAGCGCAGCACCAACACCAGAUACCGCCCAUGCGAGCAAACGCUUUCUUUGGCCCUCAUCACGCGACGAUGAUGAGGACGAUACACCAAGUUCACCUAUCAGAGGCAAGGCGGAAAGUAGUAAAGAGAAAGGCAAGGAAAAGGCGGUGGCUGGUAAUGAAAAGAAGGAAGAGGAAAGCGAUUUUCAGAAAUGGUUUUAUGAACAUAGAGGCGAUACUAAUCGUGCGUGGAAGAAGCGGAGGAGGGUCGCGGGGAAGGAGAAGAGACAUAGGGAGAACAAGAAGAGGAGUGAUAGGGUUGUUUGA